CAGCACUACCACCCGCCAUCAGCUGGGCAGCCAUUGCGCGCCGAUGCUAUCAUCGGUCAUCCACCAGCCUUGCGAGGUCACCCUCCACCUCUUGUCUGAGGACAUCUUCAUCCAUCCACCUCCCAGCAAUGAGACAACAGGCAAGGACCAGACGCUGCGAGGCGUCGUCGAGAUCAAAGCGCCCAGCGAGCGUACCAUUGGAGGUGUCAAGGUGACCCUGCAAGGAGUUCAGACCAUUGCUAUGCCUGACUCAACGCCGGGUCUCGCAACCAACAACAUCCGAUGGGAGGAGAAGAUCAUCCUCGACAAGUCGAUGGAGAUCUUGAGCGAUGGAGAUGGCGGUAUUGUCAAGCACCAUCGCAACAAGGGGAAAGGGAAAGCAAAGGAGCGGCCGCAGGGGCAGCAGCAGCAGCAGCAGAGCCAAUACGUGCAGCUGCAGAGCCACGCAACGACGACGGGUACCGACCCCGAUACGGCGGCUGGUGGCCUGCCUCCAGCGUACAGCAGCGCGAGCGAUGACGUCGCCGCUCAGCUUAAUGGUCUCGAGCUUGAGGCGCUAACAGCACCUGCUCGCCACGACGAAGGCAUGCAUCUGGACAGAGGCGUCCACGGCUUUGAGUUCUCCUUCAUCAUCCCAGCCUCCUCACCACCGUUCGAACGCUGCAAACACGGGCGAACACGUUACAUCGUCACGGCCAUUGCGCUAGGAGCAGGCAGGGCCAAGCACAACGUCGUCGCGACUCGUGAGGUAUUCGUCAUCCUCAAUGUCAACAAGGACGGCGGGCCAACGCCACUCGAGAUCACGUAUGCAGACGUCCACGAGGCCCUUGGUCCCAUCUCCCUCUCCCUCACAGCUGCCAGCUUGACUGUGGGCGGAACAGCUACUUUGACCAUCGUCCAUCCAGACCCACCAGCAAAGUUGAAUGUCCUUGUGAUUCGCGUCUUCAUCGAGCAGACCUUUGAGCUCUACUCGGAGCUGCGCAAGGCGUGGCUCAAGAUACCAGCAGAGAAGAUGCGAAUCGCAGAGUGGGGACACAUGCCCAACAAGAGUGGCAAAGCAGCUGCUACGACGGCCUCAACCGAUUCUGGAGAUGCUAUCUGGAUCGCCGACGACGGUUACGGCAGGCCGGGACGAGGAGCCUUCCGCAGCGUCCCUCACACAGCUCCGUACGGCCCCGCGGUGGCCCACCCAAGCUCGUCGUCCACGCCGAACAUGAGUCCAGGAGCUCGACCGAUCCCGUUGCCCAACGGAGCCGCCGCCUCCUCCUCACGCCGCAUGCAUGCAAACUCGCCCACGAUACCCGGUGUGGGGGGCGCCUCCAAUCGCCGAGGCUACCGUCUCAAGUCGACGCUCCGUCUGCCCAACGACGACCAGAUGAGGCCGAGCACUGUGCGCGGUAGUCGUGCCGAUAUCAGAGUGUCACACGAGAUGGGCGUCGAGGUCUUUUUCUCGCGUGAGGACGUCCUUGACACUCGCGAGAAGUCCGACACCUUCGGCAAGCCCAAGGUGCAAGUCUUCUCCGCUAGGCGCAACGUCGUAAUCCCUUCGUGCACGGCAACGUUUGAUACAGUCCAUCUGCCACCCUAUGUGCAAGAGUCUCCCGUAUCAUCCCGUCCUCCAUCACCCACCAAUCUCGCCCGGAGCCCGAUCAACAUCGGCGGUGGGCCUCAGCAUCAUCACAUCAGACCGAACCAUUCUCACACCGAUAUUCAGAAGCUGGCAAAUACGCUGCACAACACGCUACCAGGUGGUCGUGGCCGAGCCACACCGCCCUCAUCCAAGCCGCACUCGAACGGCAAUUCCAGGCCAGGCUCUCGAGCUCCCUCUCGCGACUCGUCACCGACUCGCCCACCGAUUGAGCGCGGAGCCUCGAGCCACAGCAUCGGGCACUCGCUUUCAGCCGCUCUCGGCUCUCACUUCCCGGGUAGAAAGAGUAGGCCCAAUAGUCGGCCCUCUUCACCUACGCAUGAGCGACCUGACCCAACGUCACUCAGCUCCUCUCCCAUCUCGACGUCUUUCCCUUCUCGUGGGCGACGUGGGUUCGGCGCCAACCACCUGCAAGCCUUUACACCCGCCGUGGCUACGCAGACGAACACUGCCCCUGCCUCGGGGACUGCUACGCCCAUUCACCCUCAUCACCACCAGCACGGCUUUUCCACACCGAAUCCUGUGCCUCGUACUCUACCCCCUAACUCGCCCUGGGGCGUCAGUCACCUGCCGCAUCGCACGGGCAACUCGCACGACACGUGCAACUGUGGGCGUACGACGGAGGAGUUGGCUAAUGCGGAGCAUCGCUUGCUUGAAGGCGUACCUACCGCCCCUGGCGCCUUUAGUGAGCACCACGCUGAUGGCGAGCAACCUCCGCCUUGGAGCGAGAGCCGGCCUGCUAGCCCCGACUAUUUCAGUCAGGUGUGGGCCUCUACGGCGAGUGCGGCGCAGACACCUGCGGGACACCGUGCCAAGACGCCAUUCUCGAGCCCGCCGCAUUAGACCGGCGUGGUGGCGAUUCUGAGAUUCUCAGCAUCUUUCCUUUCUUUGCAUCAUCUCUGGUCUCUUCCUACACAUAGAUGCCGUUGUCGAGAUUACAUAUCUCGGUCCACUACUUUUCUCGCUAUUUACCAUCACCACUUGUGUAAUACAUCUAUCCGAUACUCUGUUCGUGCGGGUAC
Jaminaea rosea is the source of this 2670-nucleotide messenger RNA. RefSeq lists its product as hypothetical. The coding region runs from base 44 to 2491 and encodes 815 amino acids. The record is from RefSeq and is a predicted model, not a curated record. NCBI's taxonomy places the organism in Eukaryota, Fungi, Basidiomycota, Exobasidiomycetes, Microstromatales. The transcript has a single exon.